Molecule: messenger RNA, 2121 nt
Organism: Mercurialis annua (annual mercury)
Lineage: Eukaryota; Viridiplantae; Streptophyta; Magnoliopsida; Malpighiales; Euphorbiaceae
Product: serine/threonine-protein kinase MHK
Exons: 18
Coding region: 500-1801 (433 amino acids)
Biological process (GO): protein phosphorylation; intracellular signal transduction
Cellular component (GO): nucleus; cytoplasm
Molecular function (GO): protein serine/threonine kinase activity; ATP binding
Source: RefSeq, a predicted model, not a curated record
GUCAUUGCUUUCUCCUCCUAUUGCUUCUUCUGCGGAAUCCCUUUCUCAUGGUUUAGCCACUUCUCUCUCUACACUCCCCUCCUUACUUUCUCUCUCUAAAUUCCAUUAAUUCUUAGAUCUCUGCUUUUACUUUUUCUUUUUCUUAUCAAAUUUCAUCCAUUAAUCCUCAAUGCUCACGCCGAGUUUUUAACAGAUGGGUGUUAUUGGAAAUAAAUUCGAAGAGAUAGAUUUGUAGAGUGGUUUGGUUAGAUGAUAAGAGCUGGUUGCAGCUUGUAGAAGCUGCACUUAAGCAUGUUGAUAGUAUUUUUGCUGAUAUUCAACCAUUCUUAUGAUGACCUUUGGGUUCCAGUCCAUGUUGUAUAUAACAAGCUACAGUUUAGCAGUAAACCAUAUGUGCAAGUUUGCUACUCACACUCUUUUGAUAGAGUAGACACUUAUAAUAGGAGGUUCUUAGAAGUCCAUUGACAAGUUUUUGAUUGUCAUCUUCUAAAAUUUAACAAUGGAAAGAUAUAAAUUUUUGGAAGAGCUCGGUGAUGGUACUUGUGGUUGCGUGUUUAAAGCGAUCAAUACAGAAACAUAUGAAGUUGUUGCCGUGAAGAAAAUGAAAAGGAAGUUCUAUUUCUGGGAAGAAUGCAUGAACUUGAGAGAAGUAAAAGCCCUCCGUAAAUUAAAUCACCCAAAUAUCAUAAAACUGAAGGAGGUUGUCCAAGAGAACAAUGAGCUAUUCUUCAUCUUUGAGUUUAUGGAAUACAAUCUAUAUGAAAUCAUGAGACGACGAGAAAGACCUUUUACAGAGGAAGAAAUACGAAGUUUCAUGUCUCAGUUGCUCCAAGGGCUUGCUCACAUGCACAAGAAUGGAUAUUUUCAUCGAGAUCUAAAACCUGAGAAUUUGCUGGUGACAAAUGAUGUUCUUAAAGUUGGUGACUUUGGACUAGCUAGAGAAGUCUCAUCUGCACCUCCCUAUACUGAAUAUGUUUCCACACGGUGGUACCGUGCUCCUGAAGUCUUGUUGCAGUCCUCAACAUAUACUCCGGCAGUUGAUAUGUGGGCAGUUGGCACAAUACUGGCUGAGCUGUUUACAUCAUCCCCUAUUUUUCCUGGUGAAAGUGAAAUAGAUCAACUGUACAAGAUAUGCUGUGUUCUUGGUACACCUGAUUGGACUACAUUCCCUGGAGCUACUAAUAUCUCAGGGUUGAUGAAUAUUUGUUAUUCAGAGGUAUUACCUGCCAACCUAUCUGACAUCAUUCCCAACGCUAGCUUGGAAGCCAUUGAUUUGAUCACGCGAUUAUGUUCAUGGGAUCCAUUAAAGAGGCCAACUGCUGAGCAAGCAAUGCAACAUCCAUUUUUCCAUGUGGGCAUGUGGGUUCCUCAUCCGAUCUGUGAUCCUCUUGAGCUGAAGCUAAAUAGUAUGGCAGGAGCAAAGCCAAAUCUUGAGUUAAAUCUGUGGGAUUUUAGUGAACCUGAUGACUGUUUCCUUGGCUUGACUUUGGCUGUGAAACCCAGCAUUUCAAACAUGGAUUCUGACCACAAUCUUUCUCAUGGUGUGGAGGAGAAUUUUCUGUUUUGCUCUGAUUACAGAGAUCAUCAAGAACAAUCAGUGUUCUGGUCUCUGGUAUCUCAUAAUCAAAGUGGACUUCACCCUCUGGUUGAUUCACAAUUGUCGUUGUCAUUCAGUUCAAUCCAGCAUCCAUCGAUGGUUCCUCAAUCAUCUGGGUUUACAAUUACAUCAAUGCAGCCUAACAUGUUAGAUUAUCCAUUAUUGGCAAUGUCCUCCCCCAUUCAACAAAGCCGUUACCUUUGACCGGCAUCGGUCGUAGAGCAAGGAGGGCGUAUAAAUAAUUUGUAAUUAAUACUUGGUAAAACUAUUUGAUUUUGUAAAGCUCUUUAGUAGUUUAUUUGUGGCUUGAUGCAAUUGCAAGCAUUACCAUGCAGAAUUAGAAUACACUGGACAAAAUUUGCUAGGAAAAAGGUGUCAACUGACUUGAGUUUAUUUAGAGGUGCCUCAUCAUCUUGGUGCAUAAAUUUUUCAAAAUCUUCUGGUACAGAGCACUAUUAUAAAAUUUGUACAAAUUCACAUGACAAUUGAAAUGUCUUGAAAAUGUAAUCUAUUAUUUUAUUUUA